Molecule: messenger RNA, 7337 nt
Organism: Parus major (Great Tit)
Lineage: Eukaryota; Metazoa; Chordata; Aves; Passeriformes; Paridae
Gene: CFAP74
Product: cilia and flagella associated protein 74
Exons: 38
Coding region: 616-5832 (1738 amino acids)
Source: RefSeq, a predicted model, not a curated record
UCUCUGCUCCUUAACUGGAGAAAAAUAGAUGUUCUCUUCUUGUUGAUUCUUCUUGAGUUCUGCAGAAGGAUUUACAUAAACACACUCAAAGCUGAGCCACCUUCGUUAAAAUUAAUCAUAUGUACAAGUCUCUCUGUGAGUAAGAUGUGAACUGCUCAACCAUGUGGUAAUAACUCAUUCUAGAUGACAUGCAGAAUUUACUGAAAUCUAAUAAAUUGUAACAAUGUUUGGGAACAGUUUACUUUGCAUUGGAGAACUCCACAAGACUCAAGAACAAAUAGUGUUUGUUGGACUUGUGCCCAAAUACUUUGGGGUAAAGUCAUGUUAUGAAGUGGAUAAAAUACAUUCAGAAAGUUUAUUACUGAGCUGAUUGUUUAAAAAAAAAAAAACAGAGUCCUUGCUUUUCACUAAGACAUUUAUUCUAGUUGAUAUUCAAAACGUGUAACUAGCACAGAGGUAUGGGGCUGUAUCCAGUUAUUUCACAUGCAUUAAGUAUGUACUGAAUGCUGUGAAUUCACCUCCAGAGAUAGUCACCACUAUUGCAAGUUGUUGGACAUUUGAUAUGUAAAAUGUGUUCUUUUUAGUCAGCCUGGUCAUUUGGAAAGAACUGUCAGCAUGGAAGAUCACGAGAUCAGCUAUAGUGAGGGAGAACAGCAAAUAUCUCCUCUAGUGUUUCUAGAGGAGGAAGAAGAAGAACAAGAAGAGGAGGAAGAAGAAGAAGUUGAAAGAGAAGAAGAGGAAGAAAAGGAAGAAGAACAAAAAGAGGAAAAAGUAAGACAAGAAGAGGAAAAAAAAGAAGAUGCAGCUGAUCAGCUUCCUAACAUUGAAGAACACUGGAAAGAAUAUGAGCUGCUGGAAGAAGAGCUGGAUGAUGGUGGCAAGAUGGAAAACAAGGACACUUCUGAAGAUGUUGGAGACCAGUCUGAUUCUAGCACGCAAAGCUCAGAACACUCUUUGGCCAAUAUUGGUAACAUUAGGCCUCUGAAGUCUGCAGACAGAAUUCUCAUAACAGCCUUACAGAGAAACCUCCAAUUGCUCGAUGACAUGGUCAGGGAAAAGGAACUGGCAGUCCAAAAAACCAGUGACAUGCUGAGUGCCUGUCAGCUGCAGAGCAAGAUGCUGGCAAAGCAGCUGGAUCAUGUAGACAUGGAAAUAGAGAGAGUGGAGGAGGCUGGCAAUGUUGCAGCUGUGUCCCACCUGCAGGCCAUGAGCAGCCGAUUGUUCACUGAACUGGAGAGAGAGAAGGAGCUGGAGCUGAGACUUGCUCUGAUAUUAAAACAAAACUUGGUUGAGCUGUGGCAGAUAGAAACUGAGCAGGGAAAAUACGACAUCCUCUGUGAACAACUUCAAAAAGACGAGGAGGAGCUACAGAUGCAAUACCAGGAGGAGAGAGAAGUGAAGAUUUGGAAGGAAAAAAUAACAGCCCUGCAAGCAGAAGGAACACAUCAGACUCGAGAGAAAAGAGAGGAGGAAGCCUGGAGAGAAUGUGAAGAAAGAAAUAAAAAACUUCUCGAGAAUGCCAAAAGGAACCAUGAGAAAGCAGUCUGCUUCCUGAGGCAAAGCAUGGCAAGAAUUUGUGAAAAAAAUGCAAAGGAAGAAGUGAAAGCUCAGGAGCAUAUGGAGAGAAGGAUACAAGCUGUGCUUUCCCUGAAAACCAGCAUCACUUCCAACAGGGAAAGGCUCCAAAGUCUCCAGAUUUUGAACAAAGCAAAGGCCUUGGAAGCAAAGAAGGAGGAGAUGAAAAUGAGGGAGGCCAUCCUAGCAGAAGGGAGCAAUGUUAUCAGGGAAAUUUUUCUCCAUAAAGAACAGCAAGAGCAUGAAAAAAAGAAAGAAGCUUUUAGAGAACUGCAGAAGUCAAGAAAAAUGGAGAUUGUGUCUCAAAUUUUGCAAGAAAGAGCUUCUAUUCACAAGCAGAGAAAAAGUCGGUCCCCUACUAAGGCAAUUAUGGCUCAUGGUAAACUUGAGGAUCCUUUCCUGCAGAGGGGGGAAGCCUGGCAAAGUAAGGAGACCUGCAAACAUGCAGGUGGGGAAAUAUCACAGUCGUGGCACUCUCCAUCAGUUUGCUCCUUGGCUGGGGAGGAAACUGUUCCCGAAGGAGAGAGUUCUGAGAACAGACCCCAGCACGUGCUCUGGGAAAGUGGUGAUGAGGACAGAGAGAGGGACAAGACGCUCCUGGUACCAGAGUUCCCAGGACUUUGGAGUCAGGAAUAUGACUUGCAUGAGGUGCCCAAAGCAGAAGAUCCAAUACAGUUGGCUAUAAGGGCAAUGAUGAAACAAAUAGCUGAGAAAAAAACGGAGAAACUCCAAACUGGAAUUCUUCAUAAGCAAACUGUGCCUGGCCAGGGACAUAAGAGCUGUGCUUUCCACAGCAAACCCAGCUGCAUUCAUUUCAAGGAUUUUGAUGUUGGUCAAAUCUACAAAAAGAAGAUAGUUUUGACAAAUGCAUCCUACAGUGCUAAUUACUGCAGGCUGGUGGGAAUCAGUGAAUGCCUCAAGGACUUCAUUAGUGUUCAUUUUGACCCACCUGGCAAAAUAUCUUCUGGGAUGUCCUGUGAAUUCCUAGUAACAUUUAAGCCAAUGAUAAAUGAAGAACUGGAAGGAACAGUCAUAUUUAUGGCCCAGACAGGUUCUUUUUCUGUUCCACUGAAAUGUACAGUCAAGACCUGCAUUCUGGCUCUGGAUAAAGAGCUCAUUGACUUUGGCAGCCUUGUGGUGGGAGAGACAAUUUCACGGACCAUCAGCCUGACAAACAGCGGGGCUUUGGGAACCAGAUUCAAAGUUCAGACGUCAGCAGGUGCUACAAGUACCCUCAGAGCAACAGUAAAAGCUGCUCCUGCAAGAGUGGUCACUCAACAUCCCAGUGCCCAUGACCCUGAAGAGGAGGGCAUGAGUCCUGUGGCAGCUGGAGAUCCAAACGAGCAGAUUUGUGCUGAGCUCAAGGAGGGGGUGACCCUCUGUGCAGCUCAGGAGCCCAAGAGCAGCAGUUCCAUGGAACAACUUGGUCAAGGAGAACUAAAUACCAGAUCAGAUCCAGACACAAAUAAUGCAGAUAAUUUAUUGGAGUUUUUUCCUGAAGAAAUACCAAUUGAAAUUAUGCUUGGAAAGGUGACUGAGGGUGAGAUUGGACCCUUCAGCUUAGUGAAAAUCCCAGUCCUGUUUGUCCCAGCUGUCCCUGGGGAUGUGAGGGCAGAGUUUGUGAUCGUGUUUGACAACCCAAACUGCAAACCACUGAGCUUCAGUGCCAUUGGAGUUUCUGUAGAUGUGCCCAUCUGGGUGCCCCAGCCCAGCGUGGACCUCAGAAUCUGCCUGUAUGAGCGGCUGUACCAGGACAGCAUUGAGGUGUGUAGCAGAGCAACAACCAAGCUGCGUUUGAAGUUUGAGGUGUGCAGAGAAUUGAGCAAGCACAUGGAACUGCUUCCAAAAACAGGCCACAUUCAGGCUCAGUCAUCCUUCACCGCACAGCUCAAGUUCCUGCCCAGGAAGUCUCUUCCUGAAGAUGCAGGGAGGUAUUUCAAUGCAGAGACAGGAAUCCUGGAGGUUCCAGUGACAAUCCUCAUCGUGGACAAGGCUAAAAAAGUUAAUUUUACUGUCCAUGCCAUUCUUACUACUUCUGAUUUGGAAAUCAGCCCAGAACAGAUCAAUUUUGGAUACUGCACGAUCUAUGAAGCUGUACAAGCAAACAUCAUCCUAACAAACAAAUCCAUCUUGCCCCAGGAGUUUGGAUUUGUGGGACUGCCAGAGUUUGUUGAAGUUCAGCCCAACAAUGGAUUUGGAAUUAUUCUUCCCCAGGAAAGCCUGACACUGGACAUAAUCUUUAAAGCCACCAAGGCAAAAGAGUACAGCUUUGAGCUCUCCUGCAGGACAGAGAUCAACAGACAAUUCAAGCUGUCAUGCAAAGCAGUUGGAGUCCACCCACCUCUUGAAUUGUCUCAUUCCUUGGUUCAGUUUGCUGCUACAGUCCUGAACUCUGUGUCUUCAGCCACCCUGGAUGUGCUUAAUUCCCACGUGGACAGGAACCCCCUCACUCACCCUGUCUCAUGGAUUGGCAGUGGGAACCCUGUCCCAGUUGGCCCCACUUGCUUUGAAUUCCAUGUGCCCCAAGACUGUCCUGUGACCAUUACACCUUCUGUGGGAACUGUGCUGCCUGGGCAGAAAAGCUCCAUCCGAGUAUCCUUUAGCCCGGUGCUGUCAGAUCAGCAAAUCAGGGAGGAGGCAGCACGGAGGCUCAGCACAGCAGCUGUGCCAGAGGCAGGAGCACAGAUUUCCAGAAGUCCCCGUCAGUCUCCAAUGGGCAAAAAGAGGAAAGAUUCAAAGAAAGAGCGAAAAAAAUCAAGCGUUUCCAUUCCCAGAGGAAAGGCUGGAAGCAGGAAAUGCCUGGCUGCUGUAAAUAGCCCUAAAGAGCCAGAACCUGAAGAGUUAAAGCCCAAUUCUGAUGUUUAUAGAGCAGCCCAGUGUUCCCUGACAAAGAGUUUCAGAGGGAGUUUUAACAAAUACAUCAUCCCAUGCUUCGUUGCAAGUGGCCACGCCACUGGAGAGGAGGGCCCUGGGAACUUAACCUGCAGCCCUCACAACACCUUGUACCUGGAGCUGCACUGCCCUGCUGUACCCCCACCUGUUCUGAUCACUUCCGACUCCAGGGUCAAUGCGGCCAACUUUGGGGACGUUUCUGUAGGCCACAGAAUGGUGAAAAGAAUUACAAUAGAAAACAUCUCCCCACGGAAGCUGGAACUGGGAUUCUCAGUUCUGAAUCCCAGUGGCCCUUUCCUGUUGGUCAGAGCUGUUGGAACGCUUGAGCCAGGUGAAAAGAAACCCCUCAUCAUAUCUUUUUGUCCAAGUGAGGAUAAAUGGUUCUUGGAAACUCUGGACAUCCAGGUGGGAAAGAUCAACCUCACCCUUCACCUCUCUGGCCGUGGGGUGGUGCCAAGCACUGAGUGCUCCGUGGGAGAGGUGCUGGACAUGGGAUACAUCAUGGCCAGGGACACGGUGACUGCCACAGUCAAGAUUGAGAACACUUCCAACCUGACCCUGCUGUUCUCUGUACAACUGGAGUCGCUCUCACCAACAUGGGACAGAGACAGGCAGAAAAUUCCAUCCUUUCUUACAUCUUCUAUGCAGAGAACAGAGAUUGUUGGAACACAGAACUAUAAUGGCUCCAGUGUGUUCAGUGUCUCUCCAACAGAAGGAAAAAUUGAGGCUGGGAAGACCCAGGAUUUUGUUGUUACUUUUAGUCCUGAUCAUGAAAGUCUCUACUACUCUGACUGUCUUAAGGUUCUGCUCUUUGGGAAGCAAACAGCCCACGAGAUCCACCUGAAGGGUGCAGCCCGGGAUCACCUCAUGUUUGUGGAGGGGGGAGUGCCCCUGGAUGUACCCAUGGAGUCCUUGGCUGUGAUCUCAUCUGUGGCACCACAGGAAAGAGGGCCACAAGAAGCAGUGAGGUCCCUUCUCCUGCUCCUGGAGUACAUGGAGGGCUCAGCAGAGCCAGCCAGGGCAGAGAUCACCAUUGGCACCAUGCAAAGUCCUCUGUUGGCAGCCAAGAAGGCCGUGGAGUUCAGCCUGGACAGCGGCCCGGAGCUACAGCAGGCGGGGUUCAUGCUGGACGGCACGAGGGGAGCCCUGGAGUGCGGGCAGCUGCAGCAUAUCAGCGUCUCGUGGAUGCCACCUGCCGACCUGCAGACCAGUGACCCCCCGCUUGUGUCAGCCCUCCUUACUGUAAAAGGUGACAUUACAGAGUCCUACCGAGUCCUGUUCAUGGCAAGAAUUGUGUCGGCACCUGCUCCCACUGAAUCCUCAUCAGGCCAAAUGGAAAGGAAGAUGGAGGCUACAUUACUGUGAGAUCCCUGGAUCUCUGGUGAAACAUGGGAGAGAUUUUGAGAUUGCUGCAAAUAAGAGUGAGGGCAGCAGGGACAUGGGAAGGAAGGGCCAUGUAAUAUUUCUGCUCUGUUUCAUCCAAAGUUCUCUGUAAACUCUGGUGCCAGUAGCUUCAUUUUCCAGCUGACUCUGUGACAAUAAUCUUGUGUUAGAAGAAAGAAUUACUGAGGGCCCCAAGAAGCUACACCUGCUGUUAAUCCCAUGUCUCCCAAAGGUCGGCAAAGGAAGAGUAUCUGAUUUACAUCCACAUAAGUGAGUUUCUAUCUUUUUCCAAUUUCAGAUGCUUUUUGUAGGAUUUGUAAAAGCCUUGACUUUUUCUCUUUUAAGACCAGAAUAAAGUUUCUUAUUCAAGCCUCCUCCAAGUCAUUCGGGCAGUCACUUUUACAAUGUACAGUCAAAUCUGUCUGGUAACACAUGGUCAAGGGAGAAUAUCCCUGUGCUAUUCCCUGGAUAUGGCCAGGCAUUUGCCAGAGAUCCUGGCUGUCCAGGAACUUUGUAUUUCUAUAUUUGCCUUCUGCUGAAUUCCAUCUUGUAAUAAAUUAUUGUAUGUAUUAAAAAUUCAGAGAGAUAUAAAUUAAAUGUGUUUGUAAUAAUGUGAAAUAUAAAAUGUAAAAAAACCCUGCUCCGGGUCUGGUCGAGAUCCCCUUUGGAAAGUGACAGAUUGCAACCAACACCCAAGAUAACGAACUCAGGGAAAACCCAUCAACUCAGACAAAUUGACAGGACAAAGACCAUCAAGACAACAAUAGAGCUGGCUCAGAGAAAAUACCUACCUCCGGACCUGAACAACGCCCUACAGAUUUCUGUGAGGAACAAUCAGGUUGACAAAAAAGACAAACUCCAAAAAGAUAAUCAUCACCAGACCUGAACACCCCACCUGUCGAACCAGUAUUGGAAGAAGCAAUCAAGAAGGACAAAGGGGAAAACACGGCCUAGAUACCCAUCUGCACCAGCCCAGAUUCCACUACUCUGCUCUGAUGACACAAGUUGAAAUACAUAUAGAAUCUCCUUUGCAUAUGAGGAGACUCUGCCCAGACACUAGUUAACUCUAUUAUUCCAUGCCAGGAAAUCCAUUCACUGGACGAUCAGAGACACUUGGUGAAUGGAACCUGCUUGGAAUUUUAGCCCAAGGACAUAAAAUCUCUAUAAAAACCGAAGCAUGGAAACCCUCAAGCGUGGAUUUGGGAACCCUAUACCUUUGGUGUAGACCCUGUCCACCCAGCGCUGCACUGACUAUUUUAUUGUGGUAUUUUAUCAUUGUUGCUUUCUGUUGUUUAUUAAUAAAUCUUUCUUUUAAUUCGUAUCACGAAUUUGCCUUUGCAUUUAUAACAGAUUGGUGCCGUGACUCGGAUCGGGAAAACUGCAGGAGAAUCUCGCUGUCCAGGGGGGUACCCCCACCGAUUUUGGUGGCCUGGGAAGCCGUGAACCUCCGCAGUUCGCUCCGACAUCCGAACCAAAUUUAGGCGAAA